UUAUAUAAUAUGUUUCCAGUUGACUCAACUACUCAAGUCAUUGGGGUUGAACCCAUGAACUUAUCCUUGCAUUUCCUGGAAAAAGCUUGGUUGAAACUUCUUUGCAGAAACUCAUCCCUGGAGAAAUAGAAAAUUGUGUUGUCCCAACUCUGGUUAUGGAAGAAGCUCACAGUUGUACCAGACAUAACGGUCAUUUUGAGUUCAAUCCCCUGCCCGUGGCCGGAUCGUGUUUAGCUGUUUCAUGAACAGAGUUCAGAAAGAAAUAGAUGGCUGAUAUUUUGCUUGUAGCUGCUAUCAAGAAAACUGUGGAAAUAUCCAGCAAGCUAGCUGUUGAAGAAGGGUCUCGCCUGUUUCGAUUAAGAGAGGACAUCAAUUGGAUGGAAGGGCAAUUGAGACACAUGAAAUCCUAUCUUGAAGCUGUUGAGGCCUCCAAUGGGGAUGACUCUAAAGUUAUAAACUUGACAAAUGAUAUCAAGGAGCUUGCACGUGAUGUGGAAGACAUUCUGGAGAAGUUUGCUCCACAAAUAGAAUCAUUUAGCUACCUCAAGACAGUUGCUUGCAUUUUUCCUUACUGUAACACUGCUUAUAAGUUUUCUCUGGAAAUUGAAAAAAUCAAGGGUAGGAUCAAGAACAUUGAUGACAAUCGAAGAACUUUUGGCAUCAUGGAUACCAGCCGCUCUGUUGAUGCUGAGAAUUGGGACUUGAGAAGGUCUUAUCUUCAUGCUGAUGAACCAGAGGUGAUUGGACUAGAUGAUGAUUGCAAGAAUUUAGAGGCCAAAUUGCUUGAUGAAAGACAAGAGCACAGUUUCAUCUCCAUCAUUGGUAUGCCAGGUUUGGGCAAGACAACUCUUGCAAAGAAGAUUUACAAUCAAGUUCAACCUCAUUUUGAUUGUUCAGCCUUGGUCUAUGUUUCCCAGGAGCCCAACAUAAGGGAACUUCUCAAGGGCAUAGCUAGACAAGUCGGCUUAGAUCAGAAUGAGGGCAGCAGCUUGGAAGUCGACCUAUGUUCAUUUUUGCGGGAAAAGAGGUACAUAAUUCUCUUCGAUGACAUUUGGGAUAAUAGAUCAUGGGAUGCCAUAAAAUAUGGCUUACCUUACAACGCAAAAAGUGGCAGUAGAGUUAUUAUUACUUCAAGAAACAAUGAUGUGGGUAGAUAUAUUGGAAGUGAGUGCUCACUUUAUUGCUUGCAACCUUUAGAUUCUGAAAACAGUUGGAAACUGUUUUGCAAACAAAUCAUGAUUUUUGAAACAAACCUUACUUACCCAAAAGAAUUGAAGGACAUUGGAGAGCAGAUAGUGGGAAAAUGUGGUGGUGUGCCUCUUGCUAUUGUAGUAACUGCAGGUAUGUUGCGUGCAAGAGAAAGAACUGAAAAUGAAUGGAAACAAGUACUUGUGAACAUAGGUGAGGAUGAUAGAGAUGAAUGCUCAAGGCUUUGUGCUUUAAGUUAUAAGGAUUUACCCACUGCAUUGAAAUCUUGUUUCCUCUAUUUCGGGCUCUUCCCCAAGGAUCAUGAAGUUCUAGCUUUCGAUUUGAUGAAUAUGUGGAUAGCUGAGGAAUUAGUAAUGCAAUCAAAUGGGGAGCAAGAAGUAGAGGAGGUAGCAGAAAGCUUCCUCAACAAGUUACUGGCUCGAAACUUGAUCCAUGUUGUGGAGAGAAAAUAUGAUGGGAGGAUCAAAACUUGUCGAAUGCAUGGUAUUUUACACAACUUGUGUGUCAGAAUAGGCAGGGACAAUAAAUUCUGUCAUUUACUUGGUGCAAAAGAAUCAUGGUCUUCUCUCAAAGGUUUAAGAAGAGUUGCCUGUGAUACAAAGAGGACUACAGAGAAUAUCAACUUACAUUCUCAAAUUUCUAAGGUUCGUGCUCUCAUGUGCUUCACAGAAAACAAAGAUGAUUACAGCCCUGAGAAGAAGUUUUUUAAAUCUAUUUCUAGCUUUAGGUAUUUGCGAGUUUUAAUCCUACAAUUUGAUAAUGGAUUUACUUCAGGACAUUUUCCAGAUGAGUUUUGGAAUUUGAUUCAUCUAAGCUAUAUCAGAUUUCGAGGAGUAGCUCUAGGAAUUACUAUGAAUGUAAGCAAUCUGAAAAAUUUACUCACAUUGGACAUUCAAGAUUGCGGAGCAUCUCUCGAUAUUUUAAAGAUGAAACAGCUUAGGCAUCUUCUUCUGAGUGAUAUGGAAAUGCCAAUGCAGCACUAUAAUUGCAUGUGUCAUCCAGCUUCCUCAACAGAAGUGUGUUUGGAGAAUCUUCAAACUCUGAAGUGGGUUAGCAGUGCAGUGCUAGAACAGAUAGGAAUGCAUAAUCUCCCCAAUUUAAGAAGGCUGGGGAUAGAUGAUCUUUCAAAAAACACAUUUGAGAGGCUCUGCUGUCCCGUUCCUCCAUUAGAGAAGCUUGAGGAACUUACUCUAAACAUGGUUGGAAUGGAGACGCUCCCACGAGAGGUUAGGGGAGAACGAUGGAACCUAUCCAGGUACCAAAGUCUUGUCAAACUACAUGUUAACGGGCAUGUGUUUGAGCUUCCCAACGUGGAGGGAUUUCCGCCAAAUCUCGUGAAGUUGUCUUUGCAUUCCUUUAAUGUCAAUGAGGACCCGAUGAGGACGCUUAAACAACUGCCUAAGUUAAAGAUCCUCAAACUUGAAUCUUAUAUCUGGGCUGAGUUAUCAGUGAUGGAUUGCUCUGGAGCUGACAGCUUUCCUCAACUUGAAAUGUUGCAUAUCCAUUCUUUUCAAUAUCUAAAAGAGUUGAUCUCUGAUGAUGUUGGAUUGCCUAAACUGAAGAAAGUAAUCAUCAGGAAUUGUGGGGAUGUUCAGAAAAUCACCGGGCGGAUUCAGUCUGUGAUGGGGAAGAGCCAAUCUAGUGACAUAUUAGAAGGAGCUCAGUUGCCUAUUAUAGACCUGUGAUAUUUCAUCCUUGGGACAAAAGGUAGAAUCACCCACCCCAACGCCCUACACCCCGGCCCGACAGGUGUGAGACGACAUGAAUAGAUAGGCCGAAUGG
Molecule: messenger RNA, 2991 nt
Organism: Ipomoea nil (Japanese morning glory)
Lineage: Eukaryota; Viridiplantae; Streptophyta; Magnoliopsida; Solanales; Convolvulaceae
Product: disease resistance protein RPH8A-like
Exons: 2
Coding region: 267-2894 (875 amino acids)
Biological process (GO): defense response to other organism
Molecular function (GO): ADP binding
Source: RefSeq, a predicted model, not a curated record